Mercenaria mercenaria is the source of this 3613-nucleotide messenger RNA. RefSeq names its product interaptin-like. Bases 125 to 1432 code for a protein of 435 amino acids. The transcript is spliced from 7 exons. NCBI's taxonomy places the organism in Eukaryota, Metazoa, Mollusca, Bivalvia, Venerida, Veneridae. The record is from RefSeq and is a predicted model, not a curated record.
CACGAAUACAAAAAGAAACUGAAAGUAGGAAAAUCUUAUUUUAAGUCGAAAGUGCGAAAUUCCCAGGAAAAUAAGGAAGGGACUAGUGCAGAUAAUAGUAUCACUUGGCGAAUUUGCAGUUACCAUGGGUGGUAGCUCUUCAAGGAGCGGUAAAACACGAAUAGAUGAAACUUUAAUAAGACAACUUUUAAACGAAUGUCUGGAAAAGGUUCAUGAGUUAGACGAGUCAAUGAUUGGCUUUUUUAAAGUUUUUGAUCAGUUGACAGCAACUCUACGUUUGAUAACUGAUUAUCAGUCAAUAACAUUAACAGACGACAAAUUUACCCCAUCAGAAGCAGUUUUGCUCAAUGGAACUAAUAGAAAACGACUAACAAAGGACGUUUUAGUUUGUAUAGAGGAGUCAUGUUUACACGAGAAAAGUAAAAGUCUUCAGAAGCUUCUUCAACUUUUACGAUUUAUCAAUGAUACUGCUAAAAAGCACAGUGCCUUGACCGUUGUAGAUUUACAACUUGACAAAUAUAAAGAAGAACCUUCUUUCAAGACAUUCUUUAUUAAUGACUUUCGACAGACCCAGGAAAAUGAAAUAAAAGAGUUGAAAGAAAACCAGAGAGCGUUGAAGCAACUAUUGGAAAUUUCUAAAAGAAAAGAAACUGACUUUGUAAAAGAGAAAAAGGAAAUACUUUCCGAAAAUAAAAAUCUAAAUGACUUAAAUGAACAGAAAGACGAAGAAAACGAAAAGCUGAGAAACUCAAUAAGCAGUCUUCAAACGGAUAUAGAUAACUUGAAAUCGAAAUAUUUAGAUGAGUGGAAAGCCGAAAAAGAAACGUUAGUUGAGAGGACUGAAGAAAAAGAUGAACAGAUAGAAACCCUUCAAAACAAAGUUGUGGAACUGACUGAAAACGUAGAAACAGAAAGAAAAACAGCAGACGAUUUAAGGAAAGAAUAUGAAAAAGUUAAAGAAGAGUUGGAAAACAUUAAGUGCAAGAAAGUUCUACAAGUGCAGUUGUUCUAUCAGCGUCGAGGAGGUCUCAUUUCUGAAGUAGAGGAAAAUUUGAAGGAAGUGUUAAAAAUGCGUCUUGAAGACGGAAAAACUGAGUUGAACUUCAUUUCUUGCCAUAGUUCUUCUGACAUCAGUCCUGAUUUACCAACCUUGCUUAUUGCCAUAUGCGCCUCAAGACUUGGUACAGACGCUGCCAAUGCUAUACAAGGAUUAAGCUUACAUAAGAAGAUAUUGCUUCUAAUCUUCCAUCACAAAGAUGUUCAUGCCCUUCCUUCGCAAGCAAGCGAACGUGUACUAACUGGACAAGAGUUCAAAAGUAUAGGUGGAAUAUACGAUAUGGCCUUUUUGUCACAGAGAGGAAUAUACUCGUGCGAUUUGAAUGAGAAAAGCGUAACAACAGUGGUUAGCUUUCUCAAAGCAUCUAAAGGAUGAAUAAGCUGGGGAAAUACAACCUAUUGAACACGAAGAAUAAAUGUUACAAAUGAAGGACACAUUGUGACUUGCCUGUUUUGAGUUUUCUGAUAAUCGACCGACAGUACCAGUGUGAUGCACUUGUGUUACUUUUUUUCCUUAUUGCCUGUUUAUUGCUUAAGCCAUGUUUGUGUGAAUGUCUUUCGUCUACAAAUUCAUACAUACGUUUGUACACUGCUGUGAGGUUUUUGGGAGGCUGUAUACUUGAAACGUAGCUAUUCUUAUUGCAUUUUUCGGCGACGCCGUCUAAAUUCGUUGUCGUUACCUAUGCCACGUGACUUCAGUUUGCAAAUCAAACUACUUGAUAACGCAUUAUAGAUAAUUUAUCAAAAUGGAAGAUUUAUGCAACCCGCUGCCUGAUUGGACGAGAGUGUCAAUUUCUUUCACUCUGUUGAUUGUGCUACGCUGAGUGAAAUGUAGACAAAGCGUUUAUCUUAAACGACGCUGUUCACAGUUUUAAAGCUAACUUUGGCUUAGUAUAUUUAGCAAGAAUAUUGAUAUAUCUCAAAAUGAUAAGUAAGUUUAAUAAAUAUGAUAAAAACCUAUUCAAAUACCAACAUAUAUCAAAUUAAAGAAAGAGCUGAAUACGGUCUGCGUAUCACAUGAAUAAGGGUGUGAUAAGAGUCUUUUAUGUAGUUUAUGUAGAGAAGUGCUUUUUAAAAGAUUUUCUUUGUUACAAUUGUCGUCUCUAUAUGAAAAAGUUUCUUGCUUUUUUGACUUAUUCAGAUUGCAUAUUAAAAUGAGUACUUGUUUGCUUUGAUAUAUUUGUUAUAAAUUAUUUAACUGAUUUAUUAUAUAUGAAUAUUUUUCUUUAGUGUGGUAUGCAAAUAUUGAACUCAGUUGAAAUCUGUUUUAUUAUAUAUAUGCUAUAUAAUGACUGAAUCUCAUUACACUGAAAUGAAGGUACGCUGCAUACAGUUUAUCUAUGUGAUAUAAUUACGGUCAAACUUUGCUUAUAAAACAGAAAUAUUGAAAUAAUUACAAUUGUAUGUUUUGCUUGACCUUCACAUUUUUUUUUGAUGUGACGUCAUUGUCCAAAGAUUCAUGAAUAGCGAAUAUGCAUUUGAUAAAGCGGGAUCAGUUGGCCAAUUUUAGAAAUAAAUAAAAAUAAUAAAUAAAAAAAUCCUUUAAUUGAUUUUUUCUCAUGUAUUCUAAUCAAACUUGAUUUGUAGCAUCUUUAUUAGGCCCGCAGCCAACUUUGUUCAGCUGGGACAUUUAACCCCUUUUAGGGGCUGCUAGAGCUAAAACUAGAAAUGCCUUUAUACAGCGUCUCAUGAACAGCUUGGUGGAUCUUUGUCAUACUUGGUCUGGAGCAUCAUUAUAAGGUUCUCUUCCAAAUUUAUUUAUAUAGGAACUUGGGCCCUAUUAGGGACCACUAUAGCUAAAAGUAGAUAUGCCUUUCUUCGCAUUAACCACUAAAAUGUAAUGGAUUUUUAUCAAACUCGAUGUGUACAAUAUCGUAAGGUCUCCUGCUAUUUUGUUACAAAUGGGGAUAGGGACCAAUUUAGCUAAAAAUAUAAACACGUUUAAUGACCUCUUCUCAUGAACCGCUUCAUGAAUCUUCAUCAAUCUACUGCAGUAAUUAUUCGUCUAAGGAUAAACGAAACAAAAUUGCAACCCUACGAAACCUUUGCGAAAAAUUAAAAGAGAACCAUUUAAAUUGUUAAAAUGCGGUGUUUAGUUUUGCAAUUUGAAAAAUGUUAGAUGAAAGAUGAAUGUUAGAUGAAAAAUUCAUAAACUUCUUUCCUUAUUACAAUUCGCCGACCAUCAUUUUUAAAGAUAUUUCUUGUUGUGCUUGCUUUUGUUUGAUGCGUUUAAGAUUUGAUAUUGAAUAAGAAUCUAUUUUUCCAUACCUUAUCACACUACGUUCAUAUAUGUACAAACAACUAACAACUAAAAUUUAGACACUGUUGAAAAACGGCGUAAAACCCAAAACAAACAAACAAACUAAAAUUUAGAACUUAGGAAUGUCUAUAUGUAUUAAAUCGCCCAACUUACUUGGGACCACCAUGGCGCUAGUACUUGCAAUGAUGUUUAUUUUGCGUAAAGGAACUACCUUAAGAUUUGUUAAAACUAAUUAAUUUUGUCUAUUGAUUUAUUUCAGAACUUGUAAAUGCACAGUAAAUAAAAUAUGAUAUUAAG